Trichoderma harzianum CBS 226.95 is the source of this 495-nucleotide messenger RNA. RefSeq lists its product as hypothetical. The record is from RefSeq and is a predicted model, not a curated record. The transcript has 2 exons. Lineage: Eukaryota; Fungi; Ascomycota; Sordariomycetes; Hypocreales; Hypocreaceae. The coding region runs from base 1 to 495 and encodes 164 amino acids.
AUGCAGCCAAGAUCAAAGAACAACUCGGUUCACAGUUUCGUCGGCAGUACCACGAACGUCGAACGGACAACCUCUGCUGCUGACGACGGCGGUAUCCAGAUGUGGGACACUACCCGUGGAGUUUUCAGACAAGUCGCUUUGCUAGAGGCCAAACGAACUUUGGAAUUUGCCGACGGAGAACCAAGGGUGUCAGACGAAGUUCUGGCCCAUAUGGUCGGCCAAGCAUUGGCCUUACAUCGAUCCAACAAUCCUUUAUAUGUCGCCGCCAGUCCAGAGAGGACAAUAACAAUCCUGGCGAAUGCAUAUUUUAUCAAAUUUUACACGUUCGAGUUUCCUCAAGGAUAUGAUGCAAAUUACGAAGGCCAAAGCAUGACAACUCCUGGAUGUCAUCUGCACGUUUAUUCGUCAACGUGGCUAAAUAUCCAACGGGCAGAUCAUAGAAGAAGAUUUGUCGCACAUUUGUCGGCAAUUAUCGCUUGGGCCAAUAGCCUUUAA